Molecule: messenger RNA, 1339 nt
Organism: Coffea arabica (coffee)
Lineage: Eukaryota; Viridiplantae; Streptophyta; Magnoliopsida; Gentianales; Rubiaceae
Product: DEAD-box ATP-dependent RNA helicase 28-like
Cellular component (GO): cytosol
Molecular function (GO): ATP binding; nucleic acid binding; RNA helicase activity
Source: RefSeq, a predicted model, not a curated record
AUGGCUUCAGAUUUCUUGUUUGAACCCCCGAGCGAUGAGGAAAUCGAGUACGAGCACAACGACAGUAAGGACGACUCAGGCGAAGAAGACGGAGAAGCGGAAAACGACGCCGAGGACUAUGGGGAGGAAGAUGAUGAUGAUAUGGCUAAUAGUAAUGCUGUCAGCGAUAAAAAACCAUUCUUUGGGUCGGCGGAGGAAGUUUCCUACCACGCAAAUUCAUUUCUGGAGCUAUAUCUUUCGAGGCCCUUACUUCGAGCUUGUGAAGCAUUGGGCUAUACCAAGCCCACACCAAUUCAGGCUGCAUGUAUUCCGUUGGCAUUAGCGGGCCGUGAUAUAUGUGGAAGUGCAAUAACAGGUUCAGGGAAGACGGCUGCCUUUGCCUUGCCAACACUGGAAAGGUUACAUUUCCGUCCAAAGAAUCGCCCUGCCACUAGAGUUCUAAUUCUGACGCCAACAAGGGAGUUAGCUGUGCAGGUCCACAGCAUGAUAGAAAAGCUUGCUCAAUUCAUGAUAGAUAUUAGAUGUUGUCUGGUGGUUGGUGGGCUUUCAUUGAAGACGCAAGAGGCAGCUUUGAGGUCCAAGCCGGAUAUAGUAGUUGCUACUCCAGGACGUAUGAUAGAUCAUCUCCGCAAUUCUCUGUCCAUAGAUUUGGAUGAGCUUGCUGUUUUGAUCCUUGAUGAAGCGGAUCGUCUCCUGGAGUUAGGAUUCAGUGCUGAAAUUCGUGAGCUGGUAAGACUGUGUCCUAAACGUAGACAGACCAUGCUAUUUUCAGCUACCAUGACAGAGGAAGUUGAUGAGCUUAUCAAGCUAUCCUUGAACAAACCUCUGCGACUUUCAGCCGAUCCAUCCACAAAAAGGCCAGCAACUUUAACUGAAGAGGUGGUUAGGAUACGCCGGAUGCGUGAAAGGAAUCAGGAGGCAGUACUUCUUGCUCUGUGCUCUAGGGCAUUCACAUCUAAAGUCAUUAUUUUCAGUGGGACAAAGCAGGCUGCCCAUCGGUUGAAAAUUUUGUUUGGGUUGGCUGGCUUAAAAGCUGCUGAGCUUCAUGGAAAUCUGACCCAGGCUCAACGCCUAGACGCUUUGGAACUUUUUCGAAAGCAGCAAGUGGAUUUUCUGAUUGCAACUGAUGUUGCUGCUCGAGGACUUGACAUUAUUGGAGUCCAAACAGUUGUCAAUUUUGCAUGUCCUCGCGAUCUUACAAGUUAUGUUCAUCGAGUCGAUCGAACAGCUAGAGCUGGUAGGGAAGGGUAUGCUGUUACUUUUGUGACUGACAAUGAUCGGUCUCUUCUGAAAGCCAUUUGACGGGGGAAAUUUCUAUGAUUGAAACUCAAUAUUGCAC